UUGUUCAAGCGAUUUUUCAUUGUUUGAUUUUUUGUUUUGAGGAUACUGUCGAGGCCCAUCGUCUUGUGGUCUGGUGAGCGAUCAUGUCGCUGUGGAAGGAUGUUCAGGACCUGGUUGGUGGCGAGCAGAAUGCCACCAUUCUGGCCGUUUCGAUCUCAGUAGGCUUAGUGUUCGUCACAACUCUUCUAAUAUGGCUGUGCCGUGGAUCAAGAGCGAGAGGGCGGAAUUUUCUCCUUAUUGGCUUGAAUGGUGCUGGAAAGACCCUUAUGUACUCUCAGCUGCGGUACCGGGAAGAGAAGCACACUGUCAUGUCAGUGGCGGAAAACAAGGGCAAGGUGCACAUCCGUGACAACAAAAUUGAAAAGGUGUUUGACAUUGUCGAUAUCCCAGGCCACGACUCGCUACGCAAGAUCCUGCUCGAGAAAUACUUGCCAACUGCAAGAGGAAUCGUGCUCGUCGUGGACAGCAGCAGCUUCUCCAAGGAUGUCCGCGACGUCGCCAAGCUUCUCUUCUCCGUACUCGCGACCUCGUCGGUGCGCAGGAACAGGGCGUCAAUUCUGAUUGCAUGCAACAAGCAAGAUAUACCCACAGCCAAGUCAGCUAAGCUUGUCGAGCAAAUGCUGGAGAAAGAAAUUGAUGCAUUGAGGACGACGCGUGCCGCGGCGCUAUCGGACACGGACGACACACGCUCCAGCGUCCAGGUGGGCAAGAGCGGCAAGGAGUUCUCGUUUGCCGAUGUCCAUCCCUUGUCCGUGCGCGUUGCCGAGUGCUGCGCCAAAGAUUUCGACGCACUCGACGACCGCGAGACAGACCUGAACAGAGUCAUAGACUGGCUACUGGCCAGUGCAGCAUAGAACCCCCAAAGACAUAGCCAGCAGUGCACACUCUAGCUGUUUGUUUUACAAUAUGAACUGCAACACUCGCCCAGGCAUCCAAGUCCAGUAUAUUAUCACACUGCGUUAACUCGUCUAUAUAUCCUCAAAUUUUACUCAUUGUCUGUGUGUGCGUGUAUUUGGACAAAUGGACCUGGGCCGUGUGUUCUAUUUCUGCUGGCCAACUCUUGCCAUGCUCUGGUCCGAAUAUACGACCAGCUCCUGUUGGUGAGAUUGAUUACAUUCGUUUUAUUUUUAUUUUUCCAAUCCCCGGCUUGUUGACCGUGCAUGGUUGGCAGCGGACCAACUGCAACUCGGAAUGCUCAUGUCUAAGUUUG
Molecule: messenger RNA, 1210 nt
Organism: Sycon ciliatum
Lineage: Eukaryota; Metazoa; Porifera; Calcarea; Leucosolenida; Sycettidae
Product: signal recognition particle receptor subunit beta-like
Exons: 7
Coding region: 84-854 (256 amino acids)
Biological process (GO): vesicle-mediated transport; intracellular protein transport
Cellular component (GO): cytoplasm; Golgi apparatus
Molecular function (GO): GTP binding
Source: RefSeq, a predicted model, not a curated record